This is a messenger RNA of Boleophthalmus pectinirostris (great blue-spotted mudskipper), 3055 nucleotides long. Its product is annotated as regulator of G-protein signaling 8-like. The transcript is spliced from 5 exons. The record is from RefSeq and is a predicted model, not a curated record. NCBI's taxonomy places the organism in Eukaryota, Metazoa, Chordata, Actinopteri, Gobiiformes, Gobiidae. The coding region runs from base 16 to 864 and encodes 282 amino acids.
CCGAGCUGGAAAAUUAUGGAAAACAGCUCGGCUCAUGAGACGGUGACAGUUCGGCAGAAGAUGAGUCUGCAGCAAAACCUCCCCGUGUGUGUGCGUCACCACCAGCACGCACACACACACUGGAGUCACACCGGCCAAUCAGCACGCAGCUCUGACUCUAAACCCCGCCCCCUCUGGCUUUAUAAGGACGACAGAGGACACACUGACACACAGAGACUUUUGAAAACCAUGAGAGAAGUGGGUUUGGACUCUAACACGAUGGCACUUACCCAACACAUGGCAGAGUUUAACACAGAGAAGAAGAACAUUAGGAGGAAAAGUUGGAAAAACCGGAUCACGUUACUACUGAAGAAAAACACACAUCUGAUGAAAAACAAACCCUACAGGCCAAGCACUGACGACCUGCAGCACUGGGGCCAGUCACUUGACCACCUCCUCUCUCAUAAAUACGGCAAAGCUGCGUUUUUCAUCUUCAUGAAGUCGGAGUUCUGCGAGGAGAACAUCGAGUUUUGGUCCAAGUGUGAGGAGUACCAGGCCCUGAGCUCCAUGAAGCACCUGAAGGCACGAGCCAACAGCAUCUACGAGGAGUACGUGUGCUGCGAGGCGCCCAAAGAGAUAAACCUGGACUACCAGACCAGAAACGCCAUCACGGCCGGCCUGGACAACCCCGGCCCCACGCUCUUCCUCCAGGCCCAGUGGAAAGUCUACAGCCUGAUGGAGAACAACGCCUACCCGCGCUUUCUCCAGUCCGACUUUUACAGAGACUUGUGCUCCACGGCGACGGGAGAGCCCAAACGCAUCAAGGCCGAGUCCAAGUCCAGGACCUUGCCCAAGAACUGGACCGUGACGAAGUCCAAGAACUAGGACUGACACCAGGCACGUUUGUUUACUGGAGCGGGCUUGAUGACCACGGGACUUUGCGCCUCGAGAGUAAACUUGAGUCGGUGUUGCACGGAUCUUGCCUGAAGCGCGAGGGAAGUCUCAGCGCAGACGAGAGCUUUGGCGGAGUUUGGUUUAGAUCGUGUCCUCUGCGUUUGACCCGUCCUCGUCCCGUCCCCGGUGUGACCUGCCUGGAGCAGAGAACAACAGCGCAUCCGGUGGACUUUCUCCGUCGAAAAUGGAGCAUCAAGUCUCGCUGUUUUAUGAGUUGAGUUCAGAAUCUGAAACUGCACUUGAGUAGUUUUGACUUGUCAGAUUAAGUCGCGUAAGUGCACGGAAUAUUUCACUGGUUUGAAGACAUUUCUGAAAACUGAUUUACAAACUGGGUAACCACAAUUGUUUUACCCCAUCGUUUAGUAUUCUCCCAAAUCUGAACGAGUCAAAACUACUGAAAUCAGGAUCAAUAUGGCCACAACAGAAAAACAAAUCUGUAAACUAUCUACUGUAUUUUUCGGACUGUAAGUCGCACCAGCCAAAAAAUGCGUAAUGAAGAAAUAAAAAAGCAAAUAUAAGUCGCACUUUUUGGGGGAAAUUUGUUUUAUACUGAAAGUCAAUUUCUAGUAAAAACAAUAGAACAGAGAACAACAGACUGUUAACGUCACAUAUGAACAGUUCUUCAGAUAAACUAUAACAUAAACCAUAGAACAGAACAAGUUUAACAAACUCUCCAUCUCACUCCAAAUCACUAAAUCCAUUCAAUUCUUCAUCCUCGGUGUCACUUCUGAACAACUCCUCGACCUCCAGAGGUAAACAGAGCGACGCUUCCUCUUCUGUGUCGCUGUCGUCAGACUCAGCGUCAGUUCCAGUUAGAAUUAUUCCGGCCUUUCUGAAUCCCGACAGGAUGGUUUCACUGUCACUGAAAUCACUUAAAUGUUAAAUUGUUCAGUGGUACAGAAGUAAUGGUGCGAUCGACUGACGUGAUACAGACAGGACAGAGGCUCUUUCUGUAGCAGACAUGCGCAGUAGAGCCAAGUGACACUGGUACAGGAAGAACAAGAGCAGUAGAUUCACACACAUAUGACUAGAGCCUCUCGCGUCUGUCAGUGUGAAAAUGUUAAUAUAUAAGUUGCACCAGAGUAUAAGUCGCAGGAAACAUGCCAUACAAACCAUGAAAAAAGUGUGACUAGUCCAAAAAAAUUUGGUAAAUAAAUAAACAAGUCCAUCAAAAACAUAAAAAUUACUAAAAUUUGCAAACAGAAAAAUAGCUAAUAAGACAGUCCUCUUCUGUGUCGCUGUCGUCAGACUCAGCGUCAGUUCCAGUUAGAAUUAUUCCGGACUUUCUGAAUCCCGACAGGAUGGUUUCGGUGUCACUGAAGUCCAGACUUUGUCGAUUCAUCCAGCGACUUCAGGAAAGUUUCAUGGUGCAUCCUCUCUGCGUUCUCCAUCCUCGCCUUUCGCCAGUCCCUCACAAGUUUCUCGCUCACUCCAAACUUUUUUUCUGCUGCUCGAUUACAGUUUUCGGCUGCAUAUUUCGCCACUUGCAGCAGGACAGAGGCUCUUUCUGCAGCAGACAUGCGCAGUAGAGCGAAGUGACAGUGGUAAAGGAGUAGCAGAUACUAACACACAAGCCUAGUCAGUCCAAUAAGAUUCAUUUGGUCUUCCGAUAUUUUAUGUUAUCAGGUUCUUUUUACAGACCAAGAGUUUGUUUUCUGUCAAGUAUGAAAACAAACUCUCACAGGAAACACCCAAACCAUGAAAAAAAGUGCGUCUUAUAGUCCGAAAAAUAUGAAUUCAGAUCAAAUUUACAGAUUUGUACUAAAAAAAAACAUCUUUCUUACCAUUUUCAAGACGUCUGAACCGUAUUUGUAAUUUAAAUAUUUAUUGUUGAAUUUUCUUUUGCAACAUUUUGUACACAGCCUUUUGCUAUUCAACGACACUGUCCAUUUUUUUUGUGCCCGUGAGCCGACCACCGAUAGCGAGUGAAUGUAUUUAACUUCACCUUUGUAUGAGUGUGUUUUGGUUUUGGACAAGCGCGCGGUUGUUUUGUAUGGACAUGUUUGUAGUGUAAAUAUGCACAUGAAAAGACACUGUUUACUGAAAGUACACUGUAUGUGUAUGUGAGUGACUGAGGCAGCCGGACUGCACGCAAUAAAAUGAACUGAAGUGAAAUAUUAAA